AGUUGACUACCCCCAUAUCUAUACAAGGUCUGAAGGGAAGAUGACGAAGAAGCACGCGUCGCUUAUUAACAUCGGGAGGUGCCUCGAACUUUCAAGUGCCCCUUCAAACGUCGGCGGGAAGUCAAAAAAGCUCGACGAUAUGUGCCUUGACUGGGAGAAGAAUCGUAAUGUCACCAUUGAGGGAGAUGGUACAAUAGACGGUGCGGGAAUGGCCUGGUGGGAGGAGAAGGGCGCGCUUCGACCUACACUUGUAGGGCCCAUAUUCGUGGACGGUUUGGUGUUGCAUGGCAUAAAGCUCAUCAAUUCAGCAUUCUGGACCGUUCACCCGUUGUUCUGCAAUGAUGUGAGUAUAACAGAUGUGGAUAUCAACGCACCUUCCGACUCGCCGAAUACUGAUGGCAUCGACCCGGAUUCGUGCACUAAUGUCUACAUCGCCAGAUGCAAAAUAAGUGUUGGCGAUGAUUGCAUCGCCAUAAAAUCGGGACGAGAUGCUGCCGCAAGAAGGAUAGGCAAACCAACGCAGAACGUGCUGGUGGAAGACAUGGCCUUCGGACAGUGCCACGGUCUGACUAUUGGGAGUGAGAUGUCGGGUGGAGUCCAGAAUGUUACUAUCCGCAACUCUGUGAGCACGAACAGCAAACGAGGAUACCCGCUCAUCCGGAUUAAAACGCGGCAGGGUCGCGGUUCUUACGUCAGGGAUGUGACCUUCUCGAACAUAACAGCGGACUUUGCGACGUAUCUCAUGAGAGUGGAUAUGUUCUACCCGCCCCAACCGGCACGUGGAAAGUACCCUAUCAUCUCCGAUAUAACUGUCAAGGACAUCACCUUACAGCGAGCCUUCGGCGUUUGGCUAUUCGAAUGUCUGGAUACUGCCCCUUGCAGGAACUUCCACCUGGAGGGCAACAGUGUCACCACAUUCGACAAGGGCUUCUACGGCAAAAACGUAUACGGCACAGCGACAAAUAACGAACCGGCGAUUGAAUUAAACCCCAUGCAGGGCUCAAUGCAGAUGCAACUGGACGAAGAGCUCGAGAAAGCGGCGCGAAAGGAAUGAUAAACUCUUGUAACAUGUACCGUAAAUAUGUACAUAUUAUAAUAAAGGUUAGCAUGUAAAAAAAAUUGGACGCGGUAGUGUGGCUUGUUUAGUAGUCUCGCGUUUUUGCACUGCACAUCUAUCGGAUUCUUGGCAAUAUAUGACAUACACGGGCUGAGGAAAAGUGCAGAUGGUGAUAAGCUACUAAACCCCACUACACGGAUCCAUGUAGUAGCAUUGGUUGAUCCUUCACACGCCCUACGAGAUACUGUGUGACGACUGCGUGUGAAAUUUUUAUAAAGCGGUUCUCAUACGGUUGCAAGGAGUCGCCAUUUGACGUAUGACACCUAACUAAGGUGUAUCCUGUGGCAAUACCAGGCCAACGGGAUGGGACAUUACAAACCCUCGCAGCACUCCAAUUGAUGUGCGAAUCGUGCGCACCGCCAACGAGGGAAAACGGAUUAAAAAAACUCUGUCGUUUCGUGGCCCCUCGGAAACAUAAACUCUUUAUCUCAUUGGGCCUGCACACUAACUCGUAAUGUUUUACUCAACAUCCUGCACACUACAUACACUCACUCUUGACACCACAAUGUCGGCAGUAGGCCUUCCAAUCAUCCUCUCUAGAGGGCUCAGCUGGCAUGUACAAAAUCACGUUCGAGGACUGUACAUACCCGAGCAUAUAGUAAUGUGCUGAUGUAUGAAACGCAUACAAAGUCUCCCUCAGAUGUUCACAGGAGUCAGUCUUGAAUAAUAUAACGCCGUGCAGUGUUCAAACCCGCAUCAACUCAUAUCACGUCUGAUAGCCCGACGCAAAUCCAAACCU
Messenger RNA from Sphaeroforma arctica JP610, 1856 nucleotides. RefSeq lists its product as hypothetical. The record is from RefSeq and is a predicted model, not a curated record. The transcript has 5 exons. Gene Ontology annotation, biological process: carbohydrate metabolic process. Bases 41 to 1054 code for a protein of 337 amino acids. NCBI's taxonomy places the organism in Eukaryota, Ichthyosporea, Ichthyophonida. Gene Ontology annotation, molecular function: polygalacturonase activity.